UGGUCGCCGUGCCCGACACUGUUAUCAAAACUGUUUAGGUCCGACGUUUCAGUUCGGUCAAUUUCCAUUUUCUUACCCGUUAACGUUUAGAUAUCUCGUAAAAUGUUACUCGAGGGAAGUCGGUAAAUCUUUCCUCCCGUAGACGUGAAUCGGCGACUGUGCCUCUUAUACAAACGAGCCCGUUUCCGUCUAGAUUUCAAGGGUCGAACUUUACAGGUUAUGGGGAACUUUGUGCCUCUUUUGUACAGUAACAUGACUAAUAUACGGAUUGUAUUCGAUAAUCGGUUCUUCACUUAAGUUGAGGGAUUUCAGUUCCCAUUUUUAACGAUUAGUGGCCAGUGGAGUUUUUAUUUUUCGACCGAAGACACCCAGAUUGGAAAAUCCUUCGGGAAUGGAUCAAGGAUUUUAUCCUACUUGUUCCUCCUUCAAAUACGAGACGGAUCCUCAAAGCGGAGAUGUGAUGGAUAUAAGGGGCAAUGGUGUGGGGGAUGAUGGAGGAGGAACAUCCCCUCAUUUCCAGCAUCUUGGUCAGGAUAUAAAUAAAUCCAUUUUAGCCCUACAUGAACUGCAAAAUGAAGUGGGCGCUCUUCUUGAGUUCCGAGAUGUUGUUAUUGAGACUUUUCCCCAGUUGAAAGGCAAGUUGAGAUCUCAUGGAGGGGUGGGAAAUAGCAGCAACGGAGGAAGCGCUGGAGGCAGUGUAGGCGGCCGUUGGGAGCCGGGAGUUAGGGUCAGAAGGAAAUUGAAAGAAGAACCGCCGAGGUCUAGGUCAAACUCUAGGUCUAAAGGCUGUUCCGUAAUCGCCGUGCAAGACUCAGGCUUCUGCACCGCAGAGUCUUCUGGUUCCAAGAAAACUAUGGAGGAAGAAGAAGUCGACGAACUCUGGUGCCUUCUGGAACUCAUCCAGUCCAAGGGUACGAAGCUGCGCAUGGAAGUCGAAUCCAUGAAAGGUACCUGUUCACCUACGAACCAUAACCGGUCAAGAAGUCUAUCAGAUCUUGAGUCUCCUAGCGACAAAGAAGAAGUCCAAAGGCUGAUACAGGAGAAAGAAUUGCUUCUUGAAAGAAUAACAGAAAUGGAAGCAGAAAAUGCUGCAAGGGCAGAGGAGUAUCAGAGCAUGUCCAGGAGAGUAGCUGAUCUCUUAGAUCAAAAGAAAAGACUGGAGGAGGCUUUAGGCUCUACUGCAACCGGAGUUACUACAACAAAUUACCCCUCAACACCCCCUCAUAGAAACCUGGGAAGACUGGACGGCGUCCUGUCCUCGUCGCCAGGUGAUAUUAUCCCUUGCCCGGCAGGAGUCAUCCCUGACAGGGAGGUCACUGCAGCCAUUCUCAAAGAAAAAAAUGUACUAGAACUUCAAAGGCACUUGAUCACUACCACACAUCAAAACCAGAUUGUUCACAGAAAACUAGAAAAACUUGCUAAGGUAAAAACAGCUCUAACACAGCAAUUAGAAAAGUUUAAAGAAGAAAAUGAAGAUUUAAGGUUUCAAUUGGAGGAAAAGAGCAUAGAACUUGAGGGCACGAGGGCUAGAGUGAGAAUUUUAGAGAAGCAGGCACCUUGCAUGGCCAUAGAUAAUUCGACUACCAACCGCAGCUCUACGUCUGUGGAAUUGUCUGACCACACGACCGCAGAGGACAACUCGAGUACAGAAUCUGCUCAUGGUACACCGUCUAGAAGAAAGCAGAAACCUUCUAGGAUUCCACUCAAGGCUAAAUCAUCACCGUCGGCUCCACCUAAUUCUUUAAAUAAAGCUCGUGCAGCUUCUGCAAACCUGAACGGCAAUCAAAAAACCUCUCCAGUACUGAAGCCAAGGAAGAUUCAGGUUGCUCAAGACACUAACCUUUCACCGCCUCCUAACAACCAAAAUGAGGGAAAAGUCCUUUAUAACAGAUUUGCAGCUAUUGGUAACUGGCUGAAAAUUUCUUCACCGUCUCCAUAGCAACCAAGACAAGAGGUUGCCACUACCCCAGACGCCAAUUUAACAGCAGUAGAGGCUGACUCGCUAGAAAGUUGUGCCGAGGCCCAUAGCGACUCCUUAGAGCCUAAUGACGACAGGAAAGACACCGAGACCGAAGGUGCUGUGGAUGGUGCAACCUCUCGUUUCUUCGAUUCGAUUGAAAUUGUUCAGCAAGGCUUUACAAGCAAUGGCGGCGAGGCACUGGCCGACUCACUCGAACCGGUCGAUCUUGUCUGAUUAGGGGAACUGAGGGUGAUGGAAAGCGACAGCAUUUCACCCUCAUCGCCCUCUUCUCGCUCAACUCUAACGGAACAAGACGACUCGAAAUCUCAGAAUAUUUUCAAAGCUCAUUUUUCCGGAUUCUUCAGAUCACUCUUUUUUCCAAAGUAGAAUUCAAAUGCAAAACAAGUGGUUAAAUUUUCUUUAUUAUUAAGAUUCUUUAUUAUUUCUUUAUUAAAUUACUGACAAUGCAAUGGUUUUGUUGAAAGUUUAGAACAAUUCA
This is a messenger RNA of Cimex lectularius (bed bug), 2459 nucleotides long. RefSeq lists its product as uncharacterized. The record is from RefSeq and is a predicted model, not a curated record. Bases 392 to 1939 code for a protein of 515 amino acids. The transcript is spliced from 7 exons. NCBI's taxonomy places the organism in Eukaryota, Metazoa, Arthropoda, Insecta, Hemiptera, Cimicidae.